CCCAACGCAUGAGCAACAUCUCGCUGUCCUCCGGCACGGACUCCGUGGGCCACAUGGAUCGCGGCAGCAGCUCCAGUCUCGCUAGCAGCGCCACCGUUGGCACCAACACCAUCACCAGCGGCAUCUCCAAGGAGUGCGCCAAUUACCCCGUCGGCAGUCAGUCGGCCCGUCCAUACGUCCAACUGCCGGGCAUACACAUUUCCAACCCUCCCCAGUACGGGCCAGUGAAUAUGCAGGAAAUAGACGCUUGCAAAAUGGCGCACAACGGCAAGGCACUCACAGGGCGCUACAAUGCCACGCCCACCUAUGGCUUCGACAACAAGCAGAACUACUGCCUGAAUUCCCAACAGUUGCCGUCUCCAAUGCCCCCUCCACCAACGCCUUGGCACGCGUGAGCAGCACACGCAACUUCGAGCUCGAGAACCACACACCGCCGGCAUGUCCCGGCUCUGGACCCAUUGCCAUGACGAACGGCACCAUCCAGUU
This is a messenger RNA of Drosophila miranda, 486 nucleotides long. RefSeq lists its product as uncharacterized. Lineage: Eukaryota; Metazoa; Arthropoda; Insecta; Diptera; Drosophilidae. The record is from RefSeq and is a predicted model, not a curated record. The coding region runs from base 9 to 395 and encodes 128 amino acids. The transcript has 2 exons.